AGUUGUUGCUGUUCUGGGCGGGCUAGUUUAAAAUGGAUUUGAUAGCUGCGCUGCGAUUCCUGAACCUGAACCAAGUUUCCCAAGAAUGGGUGGAUGCUGUGUGGGACUUGGAGUUCACAGAGAGGAAGCCACUAGACAUAGAGGAGGAACUCUGCGCGGCUGGAGAUGACUCCUUCAGCAAGCUGUACCAGUGUUUGGUGGCCCAUGCUGCAGACCAGCAGCAGUCUGCCGGCCGGGAUGGAGCUUCACAGGGCGUCUGGGUGAUCCUCGGGGAGAACGGGGUGUCGGUGAAGUCUCUGGUGGCCGUGCUGUCCUACUUCGUCCUGGCAGCGAAGGCCAAGGGGGCCAACGCACAGCAGAGGGUGUGUGGACUCUAUGCAGCCUCUGUCUACCUGCUGCUGCUGGGCAUCCCAGGUAGUAUUGCCAGCAAGGUUUUCCACGCGGUCUUGUUGGACACCUGUACUGGCCUGACCUCAGACUGCUGGCCUCAGGACUCUGGGAAGAAGCGCAAGAAGGACGGCCUGAAAAGUUCCCAAGCUGACAGCAAACGCUCCAAACCACAGCGGAGAAAAGCUCCAGAGAUGGACAUGGACGAGGAAGAGGAGGAAGAAGAGCUGCUCUUCUCUGGCCAGGAGCUGAUGAAGAUCAGAGACGGCGUCGCUCUCUUGGUCCAAAGUCUCCUCCGUCUCCUGCAAACAUUUCCGCUCAAAGACAUGCCUCAGAGCGCCAGCAACUGCGCGCAGAUCUUCAGUAAGCUGCUCUACUUUGAACCUGUGCUGGGCGAGCCGACCUUCGCUGCUCCACGCGAUCUCUGCGAGCUCACGAGCGUUCCAGAGAUGGCUUUCUAUGGCCUGAAGCUGCUCUGCUCACCAAGACACGGAGACCAGAAAGAAUCCCUGCGGGCGGUCUUCCAUCGGCUGCUCUACGUCAUCCUGAUGAUGAAUAAGGGCCACAGUGGGAAGCCUUCCCUUCUCACCCCUAACCAGGCCGUCCUCACAACCCGCGAUCAGGCCGUCCACUUUGUUUGUCAUCUAGUGGAGGAGCUGAAAGAGCUGGCUUUACCUUUCCUUCAAAUCCUCCUGCAGCAUAUCUGCUUCCAGAUGGUGGAGAAAAGCGAGUAUCGGCACCACGGAGCCCAGGCUGUGGGUAUGCUGACGUCUCAGAUGGCCAGUACGGACUACGCCCACUUCAUCAAGUGGCUCUUCAACUUCUCCAGUCAUUCAAAGAUGGUGCACCGGCUGUUCUCCGUGGACGUGGUGAUGGUCCUGUUGGCGCAGCCAGAGAGAAACCUGGAGGAAUGUCAGGACCCAGACCUUGCCAGGUUCCUGCCACACAAGUUCCUGAUCCAGGACCUGUUGUUUGCCCGACGAACGGACGAGUCCCCCACCGUCCAGGGCCACGCCCUUUCCUGCCUGGCUCAGUGUUUGGAGCUGCCCUCGCCCAACGCCACCCAGGCCAUCCACGGCCUCUUCUCUGCCACUGGGUCACAGACGGUGCUGGAGCAGGAACUCUCAGCAGGAUCAUGUACCCAGAAAACCUACAGAACUCUCCCCUUCAGGACGGUGGAGAUCGGCUGUGCCGACAGGUCCAGCUGUGAGGCUAAAGACAACCUGAAGUCUUCUCCUGCGCCGUGUCAGUGA
Molecule: messenger RNA, 1640 nt
Organism: Fundulus heteroclitus (mummichog)
Lineage: Eukaryota; Metazoa; Chordata; Actinopteri; Cyprinodontiformes; Fundulidae
Product: condensin-2 complex subunit D3-like
Exons: 14
Coding region: 33-1640 (535 amino acids)
Biological process (GO): mitotic chromosome condensation; meiotic chromosome condensation
Cellular component (GO): condensed chromosome, centromeric region
Molecular function (GO): histone binding
Source: RefSeq, a predicted model, not a curated record